Messenger RNA from Strongylocentrotus purpuratus (purple sea urchin), 1391 nucleotides. RefSeq lists its product as uncharacterized. The record is from RefSeq and is a predicted model, not a curated record. Gene Ontology annotation, biological process: actin cytoskeleton organization. Gene Ontology annotation, molecular function: actin binding; small GTPase binding. NCBI's taxonomy places the organism in Eukaryota, Metazoa, Echinodermata, Echinoidea, Camarodonta, Strongylocentrotidae. The transcript has 2 exons. The coding region runs from base 289 to 987 and encodes 232 amino acids.
UGCGCCAAGGGAGUAUGCACCUGGAUGCAAAAGGAUAAUACAUAUGGGAGCAGUGGAAGGUGGAUUCUGAUUUGCAGGAAGGGAAUAGUAAUCGUGUGAUGAGUUUGCAGCAUCAAAAGUUUGGUAGAUGCUGUGAACAAGAGGCAUUUUGUAGGGGCAAAUUCCGAACUUCUAUUUCCCGAGUUUGAAUACAUUUUACAAGCAUUGACCUUUAUAUCGUCCGGAAUGAGCUCGUUGAAAACCAGACAAUGAUGACCUGGUGGAUGACGACGAGGACGACGCGUUGCUAUGGCUGACGACGAUGGUAGGAAGACUCCCACACAGUCUCUUGCCAUACAGAGACGGCCUGUCAUUCCCGAUGUCCGUAUCGAGAACGUCGACAAGGACGACGAUGUCGAAGGGUCGUCACACGCAGACGACAUCCUCUCCCGCAGUCCAGAAAGCGCGGGAGCCGCCGCCGCCGCUUCUGACGAUGGUGUGAAACGAAAUAGCGCCGCCGGUCGGUGGUUGCUCGUACGGUCGAGCAUACACAAAGAUCUACUGGGCUAUGACUCAGCUUCGGGUGAGAACAGUAGUACAAGCAGUCCUGCGGAAGGCCCGGGCGAUCCAAAGGGCCUUAUCAUUCUCAUUCAGAGUGGUCCUUCCAUUCAGAGCUAUACGCGACUCAAGAGGCAGCUCAAACGCUGCGAUCGCCAAUGGAUUUUACGAUUCCUGGAGCUACACGGAUUGGAAUUACUUUACGUUUCCUUAGAGCGGCUCUGUGCUAACGCCAGUCCCGGCCGCCCUGGCCGUCGCUCCCUGAGCAUCGCUGAUGCCUUCGCGCAGAUAGAGUGCGUCGCCUGCUUCAAGGCAGUAAUGGAUUCCCAAGCUGGUUUGGAUUAUAUAAUUGAGGAUACCGAAUUCACAAGAAAGUUGGCAAAUGGUGAGUCACACUGUUCCUUAUCUCCUUGUAAACCUUAUCAAACCAUGUUACACAUAUCUGCAUGAUUAUCCAUUGUUUUUAAAUCAAUAGAAACUUUGUAACCAUUAAAAUUAUCUAUUACAUCUCAACGAUUAAAAAGAAAACAAUUAUUGCAAGUAAAUAUCCAUAUUUAGUUUGCCACAUGCAACGUUCUGAAUGUCAUCACAGACGAAAUUUACUUUACCAAAGCAUAGAGUUAAGCCUUGAUAAAGGUAUUAACUAAACACUUGUACUGUCUCCUAUUAAGUAAACAUGACUUCCUCGAAAAUAUAAACUUUUUAAAAAGCUUAACGAGGAAGAACGGUUAAAUAAUGAAGUUGUCUCGUGCCAAUACACACCAAUUGUAACUAAAUACUUUCAGUUUGACAAGCUGUAUUUUAUGACAACCCAUAUGCUGUCUGUUUAUUUAUAACAAAAACAAAACAUAAAA